This is a messenger RNA of Charadrius vociferus (killdeer), 3188 nucleotides long. RefSeq names its product PHD finger protein 20 (gene PHF20). Gene Ontology annotation, biological process: regulation of transcription by RNA polymerase II. The transcript has 17 exons. The coding region runs from base 33 to 3035 and encodes 1000 amino acids. Gene Ontology annotation, cellular component: NSL complex; MLL1 complex. The record is from RefSeq and is a predicted model, not a curated record. Lineage: Eukaryota; Metazoa; Chordata; Aves; Charadriiformes; Charadriidae.
GGGAAUAAAAUCAGCAGUGUUGAUAUUACAAAAUGACAAAACAUCCUCCGAAUAGAAGAGGGAUCAACUUUGAGGUGGGAGCCCAGUUGGAAGCCCGUGACAGAUUAAAAAACUGGUAUCCAGCUCACAUUGAAGAAAUUGAUUAUGAAGAAGGAAAAGUACUUAUCCAUUUCAAACGCUGGAACCAUAGAUACGAUGAAUGGUUUUGUUGGGACAGUCCUUAUUUGCGUCCCUUAGAGAAAAUACAGUUAAGAAAAGAAGGAUUACAUGAGGAAGAAGGUUGUGCAGGAUUUCAUAUAAAUGAUCAGGUAUUGGCAUGCUGGUCCGAUUGUCGCUUCUAUCCAGCCAAAGUUACUUCUGUUAACAAAGAUGGUACAUACACUGUGAAAUUUUAUGAUGGUGUAGUUCAGACUGUCAAAAACAUUCAUGUCAAAGCUUUUUCCAAAGAUCAGAAUAUUGUGGGUAAUGCUAAGCCUAAGGAAAGAGGUAAUGAAAUUCCGUCAUCUCCUGAAAAGCGGGAGAAAUUUAAAGAACAGAGGAAAGCAACAGGUAAUGCAAAGAAAGACAAGGAUGAAAAGAGACUAAAGACUGAGAAAAGAGUUAAGCAACCUGAUAAAGAAGGAAAAUUGAUAGUCAUCUCAGAAAAAGGCAAGGUCUUAGAAAAGAAUAUAUCUAAGAAUGGAAAAGAAGAUAAAGAGAAUAUAUCAGAGAAUGAUAUGGAAUAUUCAGUAGAUAAACAAAUUGAGAAGAAGCCUGAGAAUGACAAUGUGAAGAGUCCACAGGAAAACGCAAAAGAAACUAAACGAAAACGUGGAAGACCGCCGAUAACACCUCCAACAGUAGAGCCAAGUUCUCAGACGCUGCAGCCCAUAACUUUGGAGUUAAGACGUCGGAAAAUACCUAAAGGAGGUGAAGUUCCGUCGAAGCGUCCCAGAAUUGAAAAAAACUUGUCUCAGGAAAAAUUGAAGAACUCUUCAGAUAACCCUGAAAGAGACCAGGUCAGGAGACGAUCUUCAAGACUCUCGUCUAGUAUUAGCCAUGAGAUUUUAAAUACAGAUCAUGUCACAACUUCAGCAGAAAUCCAGCCUUCAAAAGAUGCAGUAUUUAACCAAAAGGAAUCAGAGAAGGUCCAGUUAGAAGUUCCUGUUGAAUCUGACCAAAGUUUCAGUGAACAAGGAUCUCCUGGAAACACAUCACAUAGCACAUCACUCAGUACGGAUGCCAGUUUACAGGAGGAAAAAGUUGAAGACACUGAGUCUUCCGGUGUUACUGUCGGAACUGAAGAACCUGCUGGUGCUACAGUAACAAAACCUUGUAGGAGAGCAAAUUUUCUUGCAUCAUUAAAAGCUGCAACUGUUGAUCAAGAUCACAAGUUUAAAUGCAAGUUCUUGGACUGUUCAAAAUCCUUCCGCAAAGCCAAGUUAUUGCAUUAUCACAUGAAAUACUUUCAUGGAGUGGAGAAAGCUGCAGAAUCACAGCAGAACCCCGUAAAAAGAAAUAUUCAAACCAGAGCUUCUUUGGCCUCUGAAAAAGCUAAUCAAGAAAGGUCAAAAAGAGGACGGACCACAGCUGGUUCAUUGUCUGUUAAAGACUAUGAGAAGAACAAAGAAAGAAAAUCCAAAGACUAUGGAAGGUCCAAGUCAAAGAAAAAGAAAAAAAAGAAAAAGAGAACUCAGUCUGAAUACUCUGGCAGUGAAGAAAACACAGAUAUUUCACAGGAGCUUUCUCCUGAAAAAUCAGUUGUCACAAAAUGUCUUUCUUCAAAUAAAUCAUCUGCCCACCCAAGCACACUGCUACACUGCUCUGAUUCUGGACAGCACAGAGGAAAAUCAAAAACAAACGAGGAGGACACCCUGAGUGAGUCAUCUAUGGAUAGCUUGCUUUGGAGUGAUGAUGACUGCAGUCAGGAUGUUGAUGUAACCACUAACCCUGACGAAGAAGUUGAAGAAAGUGAUUUUGAGAUUGUUCGGUGUGUUUGUGAAGUAAAAGAAGAAAAUGACUUCAUGAUUCAGUGUGAAGAGUGUCUGUGCUGGCAGCAUGGAGUCUGUAUGGGUUUACUGGAAGAUAAUGUACCUGAGAAAUAUACCUGCUAUAUUUGCCGAGAUCCUCCAGGUCAGAGGUCCAGCUUAAAGUACUGGUAUGAGAAGGAGUGGUUAAGUAAUGGUCACAUGCAUGGCUUAGCAUUUUUGGAAGAAAAUUAUUCCCACCAGAAUGCCAAGAAGAUAGUAGCCACUCACCAACUUCUUGGCGAUGUACAGAGAGUGAUAGAAGUACUGCAUGGACUGCAGCUGAAGAUGAGCAUAUUACAAAAUAAAGAACAUCCUGACCUAAAGCUUUGGUGCCAUCCAUGGAAGCACAUUACGGUGGAUGAAAAAAUUCAUACAAAGCACAUCAUUCACAUUGAGGAAGACUGUUGCAAAGAGGAGACGGCAAGUUACAGAACUUGGAAUGGGACAGUUGAGAAACCCUCAACCAUUCCUUCCAUGGAGGAAUCCUACAUUACAAGUGAACACUGUUACCAGAAGCCUCGGGCCUACUACCCUGCCAUAGAGCAGAGACUGGUUGUGGAAACGAGAGGUUCAGCCAUGGAUGAUGGAGUGAAUAGAAUAAGGGAAAACGGUGAUGAUGCCUUGUCAGAGAGAUUUGGCUGGAAUCUGGACCGAGAAAUAUGCAAGAUUGAAAAUGAACCCAAACACAAUUACUCUAAGGUAAGAGAGUCUGUCUCUAAGAAAGUCUCUCCAGAGGAAGCUAUUGAAAUGAAAUUGCUGGAAAAAGACAAAGAAGGAGUAGUGAACUCGCAGCUGCAGUGGCAGCUUAAUCUUUUAGCUCACGUGGAAUCUCUGCAAGAUGAAGUCAUACACAGAAUGGAUUUCAUUGAGAAGGAGCUAGAUGUUUUGGAGAGUUGGCUGGAUUAUACAGGAGAGCUGGAACCACCAGAACCACUAGCACGACUCCCACAGCUCAAACAUUGUAUAAAGCAGCUUAUAACGGACCUGGGCAAAGUGCAGCAAAUUGCACUUUGCUGCUCAACGUGAGACUAGAAAAUGUUGGAGACUGUUACUGAGUGUGAAGUUGGAGCAUCUGAUGUGAACAGCUCUGUAUAUUUAAAUGAAUUAGCAUGCUGGUUGCAUGGGAUGCAGAUUGACUUCAGGGAUUCGUGAAGAAGUACUGUUCAAAGAACAGCAAAA